Messenger RNA from Rotaria sordida, 813 nucleotides. The record is from the annotation of a GenBank genome assembly. Lineage: Eukaryota; Metazoa; Rotifera; Eurotatoria; Philodinida; Philodinidae.
AUGCCACUGCUCUUUUUCAUACAGACACUUACGAGACUAGAUAUCUCCUAUAAUCCAAUCAGAGCUCUUGGAGCACAACAUCUUGCUGAUGCUUUACGACAUAAUACGACACUCACUACGCUAGAUCUUCAAAUCAAUCAAAUCGGAUCUCUUGGAGCACAAGAUCUGGCUGAUGCAUUAGAAAAUAAUAUGACACUCACCACACUGGAUCUCCAACUCAAUCAAAUUGGAGAUGUCGGAGCAGAACAUCUGGCCAAUGCAUUACGAAAUAACACGACACUUACCGCACUACAUCUCUCCUACAAUGAAAUCGGAGGCAAAGGAGCACAACAUCUGGCUGAUGCGUUGCAAAAUAACACAACACUCACCACAUUAAAUCUCUCUUCCAAUCAAAUCAGAGAAAUAGGAGCACAACAUCUAGCUGAUGUAUUACGACAUAACACGACACUCACAACACUCGAUCUCCAACACAAUGAAAUUGGAGAGAAAGGAGCACAACAACUGGCUGAUGCAUUACGAAAUAACACAACACUCACUACACUAGAUCUCAACCAAAAUCAAAUCGGAGACAAAGGAACACAACACUUGGCUGAUGCAUUACGAAAUAACAUGACACUCACCACACUCGAUCUCCACCAAAAUCAAAUCGGAGACAAAGGAGCACAACACUUGGCUGAUGCAUUACGAAAUAACACAACACUCACCACACUAGAUCUCCAACUCAAUCAAAUCGGACAUAAACUGGACAACGGUUUGAAGGAACUGAUUGAACGAAAUAUAAAAAACCAAGAAAAUUUGGUGCAUUCAUUUUGA